UUGUUUUCUGUUUCUUUCCUCAGAUUGUGCAGCCUCACUCUUAAGAAGCUGGUUGUGAUGAGGGAACUUGAUAAAGAGCUCAUUUCUGUGGUCAUCGCCGUGAAAAUCCAGGGCUCCAAACGUAUUUUGAGGUCCCAUGAGAUUGUACUGCCACCCAGUGGGUCAGUGGAGACUGACCUGGCCCUCACCUUCUCACUGCAGUACCCACACUUCUUAAAACGAGAAGGAAACAAGCUGCAGAUCAUGCUCCAAAGGCGAAAGAGAUACAAGAACCGAACCAUCCUGGGCUACAAGACUCUUGCAAUGGGAUCUAUCGAUAUGGCAGAGGUGAUGCAGCACCCAACAGAAGGAGGUCAGGUUCUGCCUCUCUGCAGCAACCAGAAAGACAUGCUGGGCAAAGUGGCAGAGAUCUGGAUAUUUUCCCUUUCCAGCCAGCCAAUAGACCACGAAGAGGCCGCCCUGCAGGGAGGACAGAAGAUCAAAUGCUCCGAUAACUACUCAGAAGAGGAGUAUGAGAGCUUCUCCUCGGAGCAGGAAGCCAGCGACGACGCUGUGCAGGGACAGGAUCUUGAAGAUGAUGAGUUUGAUGUGAGAAAGCCAAAGAAACAGAGAAGGUCCAUCGUGAGGACUCCCUCCAUCACCAGACAGCAGAACUUUAAGCAGCGAGUGGUGGCUCUCCUGAAGCGGUUCCGAGUAUCAGAUGAGGUCUUGGACUCGGAGCAGGACCCCGCGGAGCCCCCUCCCGAGGUGGAGGAGGAGGACCUGGACCUGGACAGCGUGGAGUUCGAGAACCCCAGCGACAGCGGCCCCGAGCUGGACGACGACGACAGCGUCCUCAGCACGCCAAAACCCAAACUCAAGCCAUAUUUCGAGGGCCUCUCCCUCUCCAGCUCUCAAACAGAAAUUGGCAGCAUCCAUAGCAGCCGGAGCCACAGGGAGCCUCCCAGCCCGCUUGAUCUGGAUAAAACCAAGUGUGGUGGGGGCAAAUUUCCAGAUGAUGGUGUGUCUGACAACACUUCCUUCGAGCAUCCGGAGGCGGUGACCCCCACCACAGAACUGGAGAUGGACAACAUGGACACGUUCAUGGAAAGGCUGCCACCAAGUGGCAAAAUGACCAAGACAGAAUCUCUCAUCAUAUCAUCCAACAGGUACAUAGGCCUGCAGGAACCGAAGUUGGCGGGGAGACGAGGGAGGAGCACAUCGCUGAAGGAGCGGCAGCCCAGCCGGCCGCAGAACGAGAGGGCCAACAGCCUGGACAACGAGCGGUCCCUGGACACCCGCUGCCACCUGCAGAUACCGAGAAAAACAGUUUACGACCAACUGAACCACAUUCUGGUAUCGGAUAACCAACUCCCCGACAGCAUCAUCCUCAUCAAUACGUCCGACUGGCAGGGCCAGUACCUGUCGGAGAUGCUGCAAAACCACAACCUGCCAGUGGUCUGCACCUGCACCACCGCCGACAUCCAGGCUGCGUUCAACACCAUUGUGUCGCGCAUACAGAGAUUCUGCAACUGCAACUCCCAGACGCCCGUUCCCAUUAAGAUCGCCGUGGCCGGAGCGCAGAACUACCUCAGUGCACAUCCAGUGUCCAAAUACCUUGGCACCAUUGACUAUCGAUACAACAGCUUGUUCCAAGACGCUGCCUGGAGGGAUCUGUUCCACAGGCCAGAGGCUCCUGUAGUUGCUCAGGAGAACCCUGACGUGGUGUCGAGAGUGACCCAAUACAUGAUGGGAGCUAACGGAGCCCACCAGCUGCCCAUCGCAGAGGCCAUGCUCACAUACAAGCAGAAGAGGAAAAAGAGCUUUCAUUUUGAUUUUGCAGUAAGCCCUGAUGAGGAUUCCUGUCAGAAAUUCAUCCCAUUCAUUGGGAUGGUGAAAGUUGGCAUUGUGGAGCAAACAUCUGCGACAUCAGGCAAGUCUCUGUUUAAGAUACUUGGAUGUUUAACUUCCACGCCUAAUGGUUGCGAAAAGGCUGCUUGUCACAGUGGAGACUCGGAUGACGCGGCGCCGCUGGGUUCCUCUCUGCUCUCCUCCACCCCUCCACAAGUAUCACCUGCCCUCAAAGAGGCUUCUCCCACGCCGCCCUCCUCGCCCUCCGUCAACACCAGCUUCUGCGCUUACAGUUCCAGCAGUCCGGGGGAGCUGAUGGGUCUGCAGGUGGACUACUGGGUGGCUCCGACAGAGAGGAAGAAAGAGGUGGAGAAGCGGGACUCCUCCACCAAAAACACCCUGAAGUGCAAUUUCCGCUCGCUGCAGGUCAGCCGGCUGCCGCUCGGGGGCGCAGAGCCCAGCCCGCAGCCCACCAUGUCCAUGACUGUGGUGACCAAGGAGAAGUAUAAGAAGGUCAUGUUUCUGCCGAAGAAGAGCAAAGACAAGGAGGUGGAGUCCAAGAGUCAAGUGAUCGAGGGCAUCAGCCGCCUCAUCUGCACUGCCAAGCACCAGCAGACCAUGUUAAGGGUGUUGAUUGAUGGCGUCGAGUGGAACGAUGUGAAGUUUUUCCAGUUGGCGGCCCAGUGGUCCUCACAUGUCAAACACUUCCCCAUUGGGAUCUUUGGACACAGUAAAGGCCCUUACUAG
Molecule: messenger RNA, 2577 nt
Organism: Menidia menidia (Atlantic silverside)
Lineage: Eukaryota; Metazoa; Chordata; Actinopteri; Atheriniformes; Atherinopsidae
Source: the annotation of a GenBank genome assembly